Messenger RNA from Penaeus indicus, 1350 nucleotides. RefSeq names its product DNA-directed RNA polymerase II subunit RPB1-like. NCBI's taxonomy places the organism in Eukaryota, Metazoa, Arthropoda, Malacostraca, Decapoda, Penaeidae. The record is from RefSeq and is a predicted model, not a curated record. Bases 1 to 1350 code for a protein of 449 amino acids. The transcript has 3 exons.
AUGGGAAGGAGGGACGAGGUGAAGGGGAAAACAGGGCCGGAGCGCCGGGACGGCGCGAGAGACGGGAGGUCGGGCCUUCAGGCGCAGAGCUGCGAGCCGGACGGCAGCAGACCGGGGCGGAGGCCGUGCGCCGGGGCGGCGCGACGCGGGCAUCAGCGCCGGCGGUCGGGCCGGCAGACGCGCGCGGGAGGGCGGGCCGGGCGACGUGCAGAUAGCGACUGCUUUCCUGAAGCCGGCGCGCGGUGCCGCACGACGUCCGCGAGGGGACCCCUGCGCACCCUGCUGGCCGCACGCACCCGUCCAUUACAACCUCAGCCAAUGCCACCGCCUAGGCCUGCCGCAAGCCGCGGUCCGCGCCGCGCGCGCGCCGCGGCUUCCGGGCCGCAGGCCCGUCCAGGGAUAUGGUGGUUGGGGCGGGCCGUUCGCCUCCGGCCCGCAGCCUGGUUAGAAUCUCGCUACACCUCCUAUCUAUCUCCAUCACGCCUCCUCGACUCCAUACCUCAACAACACCAACAUUCCCCAACACCUCUCGAUACAAGUAGAAUAACCAUAUUCUUCAUCCGUUAUGUCAACACCAUCAUCAAUUAUACGCAAAUACUUACCUCAACACCAGCCCUUAAUACCAGCCCUCAAAGCAGCCCCCAACACCAGCCCUUAAAACCAGCCCCCAACACCAGCCCUCAACACCAGCCCCCAACACCAAUCCCAAUACCAAUCCCUACACCAGUCCCAACACCAGCCCCCAACACCAUCUCUCAACACCAAUCCCCAACUCCAGCCUUCAACACCAGCCCCCAACACCAGCCCUCAACACCAGCCCCCAACACCAAUCCCAACACCAGCCCCCAACACCAGCUCUCAACACCACCCCCCAACACCAGCCCUCAACACCAGCCCUCAACACCAGCCCACAACACCAGCCCCCAACACCAGCCCCAACACCUGCCCCCAACACCAAUCCCAAUACCAAUCCCUACACCAGUCCCAACACCAGCCCCCAACACCAGCCCUCAACACCAGCCCCCAACACCAGCCCUCAACACCACCCCCCAACACCAGCCCUCAAAACCAGCCCUCAACACCAGCCCUCAACACCAGCCCCCAACACCAGCCCUCAAAACCAGCCCUCAACACCAGCCCUCAACACCAGCCCUCAACACCAGCCCUCAACACCACCCCCCAUCACCAGCCCUCAAAACCAGCCCUCAAAACCAGCCCUCAACAUCAGCCCACAACACCAGCCCCCAACACCAGCCCUCAACACCCACGCCACUUCCAGCUAGACCAGUUCACCUGCUCACGCGUUCCAGAGUCCCACCAUCGGGAGGCACUUUGUGUGAAGAAGUGUGA